Anneissia japonica is the source of this 606-nucleotide messenger RNA. Its product is annotated as plasminogen-like. NCBI's taxonomy places the organism in Eukaryota, Metazoa, Echinodermata, Crinoidea, Comatulida, Comatulidae. The transcript has 4 exons. The annotation marks the transcript as partial. The record is from RefSeq and is a predicted model, not a curated record.
CAUACACCAGAAAAUUAUCCAGAGGCAGGUUUGAGCGAUCACAACUUCUGCCGUAAUCCAGGUCAACAACAACCAACCGCUUGGUGUUACACGGUUAAUCCAGAAACGAUACUUGAAAUGUGCAAUGUUACUCAUCCGGGAGAAAACUGUGGAGCUUAUGAAAAGACAAAUGAUGCCGAUUAUCGAGGCUCAGUUAAUAUCACAAUUACGGGCAAGAGCUGUCAGAAAUGGACGUCACAGACACCCCAUCAGCACGCUAUUACUCCAGCAAAUUUUCCUGACACAGGUUUGGGUGAUCACAACUUUUGCCGUAACCCAGAUCAAGAACUAACCGUAUGGUGUUAUACGACAGAUCCAGAAUCGAGAUUUGAGUUGUGCGAUAUUGAUCGUCCGGAAGACAACGACUUCGAAACACCACCAACAACAGGAGAGAUUCCAACUAAUUUCACUAGGUAUGGCAAUGUAAGCACAGCAUUGCCAGUGACUCCCAUUGAAUUUGUAAUGAAAACUGAUACUCAAAGACUUUCCAAUCAACAAACCUUGAUACCGAACAUGGAAACUGCCAAAUCAUUGCAGCAGAAAUUGGUGUUCUGUGUGUUCUAUUAG